Messenger RNA from Belonocnema kinseyi, 461 nucleotides. RefSeq names its product mitochondrial import inner membrane translocase subunit Tim13-B. NCBI's taxonomy places the organism in Eukaryota, Metazoa, Arthropoda, Insecta, Hymenoptera, Cynipidae. Bases 143 to 415 code for a protein of 90 amino acids. The record is from RefSeq and is a predicted model, not a curated record. The transcript is spliced from 3 exons.
GUGUUUCCUAUGUCCAUGCAUUGAACACACCUAGCAUUUGCCAAUAUCGGUGACUCGUUGACAAUCUUUCUAAGUAUAAUAAUAAUAAUAAUUAAAUUUACCCAUCAAUAUUAUUUAAAAUCGUUUUGUGAUUUAAAACAAAAUGGGUUCUGCGCGUGCUGGAAGUUUGACCGGUGCUGAGCGGGAUGCGGUUAUGGAGAAGGUUAAACAAGAAAUAGCUGUUGCUAAUGUACAAGAAUUGCUAUCGAAAAUGGCAAAUAAAUGCUUUCGAAAGUGUAUUUCGAAACCAGGUACUUCACUCGAAAGUUCUGAGCAGAAAUGCGUAGCGAUGUGCAUGGAUCGAUAUAUGGAUACCCUUUCGAUUGUAGCAAACACGUACAGGAAUCGAUUGCAGAGAGAGCACGAACGAAUGUAAACAGAAAGCUGUGGUUAAUAAAUAUUACUGUUAAAUAGAAUAAAAA